Molecule: messenger RNA, 1571 nt
Organism: Stereum hirsutum FP-91666 SS1
Lineage: Eukaryota; Fungi; Basidiomycota; Agaricomycetes; Russulales; Stereaceae
Product: MFS general substrate transporter
Exons: 5
Coding region: 1-1530 (509 amino acids)
Biological process (GO): transmembrane transport
Cellular component (GO): membrane
Molecular function (GO): transmembrane transporter activity
Source: RefSeq, a predicted model, not a curated record
AUGCCAGCAAGCGAUACGCUCGUACCCGCUCCGCUUCCCUUUUCGGAAAAAAUUGCCAUCUCUGGUCUCGACCAGGAUGUGGAGAAAGAGUUAUCCGCCUCUGGAGCAGUGCCCGAAUCUUUGACAUCGGCACCCAUCGUUGACCUCGAGACAGAACGCAAACUACUCUGGAAGCUCGACUGCCAUGUUGUUCCCCCGCUAUUCGUAUUGUUUCUUCUCGCCUUCCUCGAUCGAGUGAAUAUCGGAAAUGCGAACAUACAAGGCUUGUCUGCAGAGUUGAACCUGGAGAAGCAUCAAUACAAUAUUGCGCUUUUUAUCUUCUUCAUCCCCUAUAUCAUCUUCGAAGUUACGAACAAUAUUAUACUCCGUAGACUUCACCCUUCUACCUUCCUCAGUGUCAUCAUGUUUCUAUGUGGCAUCACAACCAUAGGUCAAGGUCUCGUUCGCUCCUUCCAGGGCCUCGUCGCCAUGCGUUUCCUUCUUGGAUUCUUCGAGGCAGGACUUCUACCAGGAUGCGUAUAUCUCAUUUCGAUGUACUACAAGCGUUACGAAUUCCAGAGGAGAUUAAGCAUAUUUUAUGUGUCGGGGAUAUUGGCGGGCGCGUUUGGGGGGCUGUUCGCGUUCGCGCUGGAACAUAUGGACGGGGUGGGUGGAUAUAGUGGGUGGCGCUGGAUAUUCAUUUUGGAAGGCCUUCUUACAGCCAUUGUCUCCAUCUUCGCCAAAUUCUUUAUCGUUGGCUGGCCCGAAAACGCCACGUUCCUCUCUCCUUCCGAACGUCUUCUCCUGAAGACUCGUCUCGCCAACGAAACUCCUUCGCACCUCCAGAUGUCCCGCCUCGACCGCCUUGCGCUCACCCGUAUCUUUUCAGACUGGAAGAUCUACGUCGGUAUGCUCAUGUACUUCGGCGUCGUCAAUACUGGCUACGCGACCUCCUUCUUCAUUCCCACCAUCGUUCUCGAGCUGAAACCAGGUACCACUAGUGCGGAGGCUCAGGUGAAGAGCAUCCCGAUAUUUAUGGUGGCGGCGGCGGUUAGUUUAAUGAUUGCGUGGGCCACGGAUAAGGUGAAGCAUCGAUAUGGGUUUUGCAUGGCCGGCGUGGCGGUGGCUUCGACCGGAUAUGUGAUAUUAUUGUGCCAGGAGAGUGUAAGCGGUAGUGUGAGGUAUAUGGCUUGUUUCUUCGUCACGGUAGGAUGUUACAUGACCCAGGGUGUGACGAUAGCCUGGCUGAGCAACAAUGUUAGUGGCCACUACAAGCGGGCCAUCGCUUCCGGAUUCCAGGUUGGCAUAGGCAAUCUCGGUGGCAUCAUCGCUUCCAACAUCUUCCUUGCCUCUCAAGCUCCGAGGUACCCUCUAGGUUACGGAGUUUCUCUCGCCAUGUUAUUGCUCUGUGGUUCUGCAUGUACCGUGUUCUUCUUCGGGCUGAGGAAGGAGAAUAAUAUUAGGGAGGAGGGCGGAAGAGAUUAUAGGUAUGACGAGAAGGAUGUGGGUAACAUGGGGGACGGCCAUCCGGAAUUCAGGUUUGGAUAUUGACUAGCACGUCGUGGAACAAGCUCAGCUACUACUCAUUCCUG